This is a messenger RNA of Cariama cristata (Red-legged seriema), 1293 nucleotides long. RefSeq names its product interferon-induced protein with tetratricopeptide repeats 2-like. The transcript has 2 exons. The record is from RefSeq and is a predicted model, not a curated record. NCBI's taxonomy places the organism in Eukaryota, Metazoa, Chordata, Aves, Cariamiformes, Cariamidae. Gene Ontology annotation, cellular component: cytosol. Gene Ontology annotation, biological process: defense response to virus. The coding region runs from base 1 to 1293 and encodes 430 amino acids. Gene Ontology annotation, molecular function: protein binding.
AUGGAAGAGGUGCAAGCCAAGCCAUUGUUCCCUGAUGGCGACGCUACAUCCACAGCGAAAAUGAGACACGUCCUGCAGAAGGUGGCUGUUGAAAUCAAGCACACACCCCACCAAAACCAGGCAGCACUCCUGGGGCUGCAGGCAUACCUGUACCAGCUGAAAGGCCAGACCAGAGAAGCUCUGCAAAGCCUUAAAGAUGCUGAAGAGCAAGAGAGGAAAGAUGAGCAGCAGACAUCUGCUGCUGGUGCUUUGAUUAUCUAUGGGAAUUACGCUUGGAUUCACUACCUUCGGGCCUCUUAUCAAGAGGCUGAAAGCUAUCUGGAAAGAAUUCAGCAGCUCUGCCCAGCCCCUUGGGAUGCACGGCUGGUCCCGUACAUCCAGGCCCAGAAAGGCUGGUCCCUCUUGGCUAUCAGAGCCCGUAAUGGGGAACGGGCAAGAGAGUGCUUCGAGGUGGCAUUGAUGCUUGAACCAGGGAACAGAUAUUUCCAUGCUGGGCUUGGAAUGGCUCUUUAUUCCUCCUGGAGUUACUUCUGGUAUCCUGAUAUUGCAAGGAAAGCCAUAAUCCAAUUGGAAAGAACUGUCCUUGAGCAGCCAAGUAACUACAGAGCCAAAAUACGUUUAGCCAAGCUACUUGAACAAGUGGAUAUAGAAAGAUCAAUUAGCUUGAUAGAAGAAAGUGCAGAGAAAAGCUCCGAUCCCGAUGUCCUCAAAGCUUCAGCUUUGUUCUGCCUGCGACGGUCUACAGAACGAGCAAUUGAGAUAUUACAGCGAGCCCUGCAGCAGGAUCCAGGUUACCACCUUCUCUACCAAGCCUUGGCCAAGUCCUAUAAGGUACAGUGGCUUAACGCAAAGAAGGAAGACAAGAAUAAUAUACUGGAGGCAGCCAUCAAGGACCUCAAGCAAAUUCUUCAGAAACAUCCAGACCUUGACCUCGUGUUUGUAAAGCUGCAAUUAGCAGAGUUCUAUGGUGCAAGAGACCCAGCACAGGAAGAGAAGAUCUACAAGGAGCUGCAGGAGCGAAAGGACACCCUGAGCCCCAAAGGCCAUCAAGCCCUUAAUCUCUAUUGGGGAAAGUUCUUCCUCUAUAAGAAGAAAUCAUUGGAGGAAGCAAAAGCAAAGUUUAUGGAUGGUUACAAGAUUCCUGUGCUGACAGAACAGAGGAAGGAGUGCGCGCAGAGGCUGAUAAAGAUGACUCGGUACUGCCACAGUGACGAUGCCGAUGCUAUCCACCGCUUCAUCCAAGACACCAACCGCCACCUGCCCACAGAAUUUUCUGGAACCAAUCUAGACUGA